Messenger RNA from Aspergillus pseudoviridinutans, 405 nucleotides. Its product is annotated as RidA family protein. NCBI's taxonomy places the organism in Eukaryota, Fungi, Ascomycota, Eurotiomycetes, Eurotiales, Aspergillaceae. Bases 1 to 405 code for a protein of 134 amino acids. The transcript has a single exon. The record is from RefSeq and is a predicted model, not a curated record.
AUGUCAGAGAAUGUCACAACUUCAAACCCCGCUACUAUCCACAAGCCCCCCGGUGGAGGCUAUGCUCAUGUUGCUGUCACAAAACCGGGGCCAAGAAUAAUCGAGAUCGCUGGCCAAGUUGGCUUUACGGUAGCAGGUAAAAUCUCUGAAGAGUUUGAUCAGCAAGUCCACCAAUCAUUUGCGAACCUCAAGGCUGCACUUGAGUCGGUUGGUCCAACUCCCAGGGACGUGACCAAGGUUCGGUACUACAUAAAGGAUUAUGACACCGACAAAUUGCAACACCUGCGAUCAGCCGUACAGGAGUUCUAUGGCUCCGACUACCGAGCUCCUAGCACUCUUAUUCCAGUACCUACCUUGUUUGAUCCUCGUGUUCUCUUUGAGGUUGAAGCAUCGGCUGCUCUUUAA